Gordionus sp. m RMFG-2023 is the source of this 1800-nucleotide messenger RNA. RefSeq names its product MARVEL domain-containing protein 1-like. The coding region runs from base 274 to 714 and encodes 146 amino acids. The record is from RefSeq and is a predicted model, not a curated record. The transcript has 5 exons. NCBI's taxonomy places the organism in Eukaryota, Metazoa, Nematomorpha, Gordioida, Chordodea, Parachordodidae. Gene Ontology annotation, cellular component: membrane.
AUUGAUGAUAAAAAAUAACAAUUUUUUUUUUAUAAAUAAAACUCACCUUUUAUUUCAAGAUUAAUUAAGUGCUUUAUAAUUAUAUAUCGGAUCCAUUUCCCUUCGAUUUUGUACGAUUUACUAACUAGAAAAGAAUUAUAAUAAAUUAUCAGUUUGAUUUAAUCAUACUUUGGAGGAACGUUCAAGGUAGGAAACUUGUCAAGAAUUUUAUAAAAUUCCAUUAAUUAUCUCAACCAAGAUAAAGGUUUUGAAGAAAAAAUAAAAUAAAGAAAGAUGCCAAUUGUAACGAGUUCAAGAGUUGAUACAGGUACCAAUAUGUCGUAUUGCGUUUCCAUCCCGGGAUUACUCAAAAUUCUUGAAAUCAUAAUUGGGAUAAUCGUGAUAGUAUUGGCCGCCUAUGAAACUCACAUACGUUAUAGGCCCGGGAGCGUGGCUUAUUUUCUUUUCACGGCCUCUUUUUGCCUCAUUUUCACCACAUUGUUCUUGCUUUUCUGGGCAUGCGCAAUGUAUAGACGAGCGAGUGGGCCUUGGAACCUAAUGGAAUUAGCUUUCCACGUGUUGGCAUUCAUACUUUACCUGAUAGCUUCGAUUGUGUUGAUAGUUCGUCAUUACAGGAGAACAUUUUGGAUUGUCGCUGCAAUAAUGGGAUUCGUUAAUACCGUGUUUUACGGCUUGUCGGCGAUAUUCAGCUUUAUCGAAUGGAGGAGGACUUGAAGAAAACAUUUUUUGAACGGCAAAGCUCUACCUCUUUUAUUUUCAUUGGUUUCUCAAAAGAUAUAAAAAAAAAUAGAUAAUUAUUUUUCUCCAACCCAUCCCCACUACUUACACAACUACAUCAUGAUUUUACACAAAACAAAAACUUAAAAAUAAAGUGUUUGCUAUAAAUAUUAUAUAUAUUAUAUAAUGUAAAAUAGUUUUAAAAAUCUCUUAAAUUUUUCUUGGUUCAUUUUUUUCAAAAAAAGAAAAUCAAAUAAUUUUGCCUGUUGUGUUGCUCAUAUAUAUUAUUCUUCUUUAUUUGUGCCUUUACUUACAAUGCUAUUCUCAUAUACUCAAUUAUAUUUCAAAAAAAAAUCUCACAAAAGAAUAGUACAAGGGAUUUUCGGGAUCAAUAAUAUGUCGGACGAGGAAUAUAAUAUUAAGAAAUUUUUUUUUACUUCAAAAACAAAUUCACAAAUAUUAAAAGUUUUGGGAAAAAAAGAAUUAGUUUUUAAAUAACUUUUACAUUUCUUCUCAAUUUUUUAGAAAAUGUGUUAAACGUCCUUUUUACUCUUUUUGAUUGGGGUGAAAUUUAUAUUAAGUAUUUAUUAUUUUUGGAAAAUGUCUAAAUUUCAGAAAAGCCUUACUAACUAUUUGUGUGCAUGAAUCAUUAAAAAAGACAUAAUAUAAAAUCUAUUUCUAUAAUUAUCUACCCCUCUCACCUUCCAUCUUAUUUUCUUAAAUUUACAUUCAAAAAUUUCUGCCUUUAAUUUCUUUAAUUAUAAAUUGUAGAUUAAGAAAAUAUGGUAUUUGAAAACUUGAUAUUAGCUAUUUUUUGAAAUUAAAAUAAUGUAACCACAUUGAAAUAAAUAUCAUGGAAGACCUAAUAAUAAUUAGUACAAGAAAUUAUUAUGUAUAUUCAUUUAUUUUACAAACAAAUAUGAUAAAUGUUCACAACUAUUACAAUGUAUUUUUUUUUAUUCAUAUAGUUACAUUAUUUAUAAUGUAAUAAUUAAUUAUUAUUAUCAAUUUGGCAAAUUAAAUUAUAUAUAAGUUGUAUAAAACUUUAAAAAGUUUUAAAGAAAAAAAAAUUAUACGUGUGUA